AGGAGGGCGUGAGAAGGAGCGACACGCAUAAAUUGCAAGCGUCAACGUUGCAGAAGCCUCAUUCUGCAGGUCUGACCAUGGCGUUCAAAGGGAUGUGUGCGCUGCUGGGUGUGCUUCUGCUGGUGAGCUGCUCUUUUCAGCAGACUUUGCCAAAGAAGAGGACACUAAAAAAAGAAACAACAAAAGAUGCUGCAGUGGAGAAUCUACAGAAAGAGAUUGACGACAUCAAGCAGGAGCUGAACAUCCUGAAGGAACAUCAGGCCCUGCAGACAGUCUGUCUGAAAGGCAUUAAGAUCAAUGGGAAGUGUUACUUGGCCGAGCCCCUCAGGAAGCGCUACCACACGGCCAGCGAGGACUGCAUGGCCCUGGGCGGCGUCCUCGCCACGCCCGCGUCCAGUGAUGAGAACGACCAGCUGAGAGACUACCUUCGCCAGAGCAUCGGCCCAGACGGGCAGGUCUGGCUGGGCCCCAACGACAUGGUCGCCGAGGGCGUCUGGAAGGACCACACCGGCCUCGGCAUCAGCUUCACAAACUGGGACACGUCCAACUUCCGGUCCCCUCAGCCCGACGGGGCCCAGUCCCAGAACUGUGCCGCGCUGUCCGGCGCCGCACGUGGGAAGUGGUUCGACGAGAACUGUAGUGAGGAGAAGCCUUCCGUCUGCCAGUUCAACAUCGUUUGAUGGCGUCGCUCAGCAUGGCUUCAGCUGCUUCGCGUGUGUACUCCUGCUGCAGUGCCUCAUGCAUACACUAAAACACGCUUCCGAGCCAGUGGUUCUCAGCCCCUUGUCUGCUGGGACCAACGCUGAGACCGUGACACAAAGUUAUUCUGACAAAAGUGAUGCGCGACAUGUCAUUUGCAACAUUCCUUGUGGUUACAAUAAAACCACGAACAACAAAGUUCGGCUGAGGGAAAGGAGAGACUCUGGGACUUCGUUUGAAUCCAUCAUCAGAUUUUCCUAACUCAAAAAAACAGCGUUGCGCCAGUGAAAACAUAAGGUGCAACUUUCCUCCCAGUGGCUCACUGGUCCAGAACCACUGGCAUAAACUCAGACAUCUCUCCACUUAAAGUUACAUACAGUCAGAUUAACAGUUAUAACACCGCAGCUCAUCCUCCAUUUGCAGAGAUGGAGUCACUUUGCUAGUCUAUAUAACCUGCACAUUACUAUUAAUAAACAAUAAAAUCUCAUUGACUGUCAUCACUUUGUCUGUUUGUAAAAUAUGUACAUAAAUAAGUAGGAUGUGCAACUGAUGGUCAGGGAUUAAUCACCGAUAAUAUCUGUCUCUAGAAUAAAAACUUGCUAAACCUAAAUACAGAGGUAGUUUAUCCUACUGCUUCUGCGACGUCUGCAGACUCAAGUCCUCCACCCCCAUCCACUCCCUGUUUGUCGUGGCUGCAGUCCUGGUGGAGGAGUCGUCCCCGUCCAGACUUUCCCAGUUUCGCCAUAAUAGGAUGGAAAAUUACAUGUCACUGCUUCCCUGCGUUAUGACAGGCUUCACACCCGGAGGUAAACAGGCAAAGUGCUUUUAAAAAAUUUAUUUAACGAAACGGUAUUUACAGGCAAAUAAAAACAAUUUAGUAAAAAAAAAAAACAACUACAAAA
Betta splendens (Siamese fighting fish) is the source of this 1601-nucleotide messenger RNA. It is a transcript of the gene clec3bb, whose product is annotated as C-type lectin domain family 3, member Bb. Bases 78 to 680 code for a protein of 200 amino acids. The record is from RefSeq and is a predicted model, not a curated record. The transcript is spliced from 3 exons. Lineage: Eukaryota; Metazoa; Chordata; Actinopteri; Anabantiformes; Osphronemidae.